Nicrophorus vespilloides is the source of this 1666-nucleotide messenger RNA. It is a transcript of the gene Dbp45A, whose product is annotated as probable ATP-dependent RNA helicase DDX49. The record is from RefSeq and is a predicted model, not a curated record. Lineage: Eukaryota; Metazoa; Arthropoda; Insecta; Coleoptera; Silphidae. Bases 98 to 1666 code for a protein of 522 amino acids. Gene Ontology annotation, molecular function: RNA helicase activity; ATP binding; nucleic acid binding. The transcript is spliced from 4 exons.
ACGUGGUUCAGUUGUUAACUAUCAACAGUGGCUGGUCAUAAGUUAGGUUAGCAAGUUUAAUUUUGUACUUUUAUAAUUUUAAACAAAUUCGUACAAAAUGUCUGAUGUUACUUUUGCUAAAAUGAAAUUGAGCUCUUGGCUUAUUAAACAAUGUGCUUCAAUAGGUGUGAAGAGUCCAACGUUGAUUCAACAAAAUUGUAUCCCCCAAAUAAUGCAAGGUAAAGAUUGUAUUGGUGCUGCGAAAACUGGAAGUGGAAAAACAUUGGCUUUUGCAUUGCCGAUUUUACAAAAAUUGUGUGAAGAUCCUUAUGGAAUAUUUGCAUUGAUUCUAACACCCACAAGAGAAUUGGCAUUUCAAAUUGCAGACCAAUUUGCUGUUUUUGGUAAACCCAUGAAUCUUCGUCACAGUGUUAUUGUUGGAGGAAUGGAUAUGGUUACUCAAGGACAAGAAUUAGCCAAAAAACCACAUAUUGUAGUUGCAACACCUGGAAGAUUAGCUGACCAUUUAGAUAGUUGUAACACAUUUUCACUGAAAAAAAUUCAAUUUCUGGUACUUGAUGAAGCUGAUAGAUUACUUGGUGGUAAUUAUGAUGAACAUAUUCAAACAAUAUUUCAACAAUUGCCUAAAAAGAAGCAAAGUUUGUUCUUCUCGGCUACUAUUACUGAUACAUUGGAAAAAUUGAAGGGAGUCACAGGAAAUGACGUAUUUCUUUAUGAAGCGCCCAAUGAUAUAGCAACUGUUGAACAGUUAGAUCAACACUAUGUGUUGUGUCCAAAAGACGUACGUGAUGGAUAUUUAGUACAAACGAUUCGCGCUUAUAGGGAAGAGAAUGAAGAGGGAAAUGUUAUGAUAUUUACUGACAGUUGCAGAAGUUGUCAGGUCAUAUCCAUGAUGUUGAAUGAAGUGGGUUUUGAAAACGUGGCUUUACAUGGUAUGAUUCCUCAAAGUCAAAGACUUUCCUCACUAGCAAAGUUUAAAUCAAAUACAAUUAAGAUGUUGAUAGCCACUGAUGUAGCUAGCAGAGGAUUAGACAUUCCAACUGUGCAACUAGUUGUGAAUCAUUUUGUACCGAAGAUACCUAAAGAAUACGUGCACAGAGUCGGUAGAACUGCAAGAGCAGGAAGAGGAGGUAAAGCCAUAACUUUGGUUAGCCCUCACGAAAUAUUGCUGUUGCAAGCUAUUGAAGAGUUUAUUCAUAUGAAAUUAACAGAAUACACAAUUGAUGAUACGGAAGUAGGUAAAAUAUACACGCAAGUUGCCGUAACGAAAAGUGAAGCCAGCAUAAAGGUGGAUGAAAAGGAAUUUUAUGAGAAAAAGAGGGUGAAUCAAAGGAAGCAAUGGAUUUUAGAAGGUCUUGACCCAGACGAAGAAGAGGAUAAGGUGGAACAAGAAAAGAAGAAAAGGAAACGAACCAAGAGGCUGAAGAACAAAAGUAAAAAACUGAAAAUUGAUACGGAAAACGAUGUCGAAGAUGGAAAAGCGGACGGCGAAAAUACGAAGGGCGAUCAAAAGCAGACUUCAAAUGAAGAAGAUCCUAGGUUUAAAGAUUUUGCCAAUAAAAAAUCUAAUAUUAAAAUAGAUAAAGUUAAAAUUAAAAGUAAAAAAACCGUUGAUCCUAGAUUUAAGCUUAAUCUUAGUAAAAAAGACAAUAAAAUUAAAAAAUAA